UUUAUAUUUUCAGUCGAACUUUCUCUCUCCUCCAAUUUUUCUCUCUCCCCUUCUCCUCUGAUCCUCUCUCGCCACCGCCUCCUCUCACCUUCCCUCCCCGCGAUCAAGACGUCAUCACCCUCUGCCGUCUCUAUCAUCUAUCCGUAUGUGUAUAUAAACUCCCACAACUAUUUGCAUUCCUUCCAAUUUGUGAGUCUCGACUCUCCUGGAUAGAUACUUCGCAGAUCCACCUGGCUUCGCUCCCUUACUCGGAGUUCCAAUCCCUCCACAAAUUUACCCACGAGAGUGAAGAACUACCUCCACAAAUUUACCCACGAGAGUGAAGAACUAUGUGGGAGUGCCACGGACUUGCUAACCUUGUCUUUUAGACAGAAAUUUUAUAAAAUAAAAUAACUGAGUUUGACACUGUUUUCAUUGAUUACCCAUUUAAGUUCCUGUCAUAGAGUUGUUUGUUUCUCUUUCUUGCCAGUCUUAUAAAAGAAGAAUAUUUGUAUUGUAUUUAAUUUAUGAAAUGUUUUAUCCGCAUGAAUAAUUCGGUUAAAUUUUUUAUUUUUUAUUUCUAAAGAUACUACGUAUCCUUACAUGGUUAAUAUUAGAGACCAGUUCAUUAUUGGUUAUAAUGUGAUUCUCCAACUUUGACAUUGGUGGAGCCACCUUAUCAUUCACUACCAGGUGGCGCCCCUCCUCAAAUUUCUUCGCAUAGUACUAUUUUACUUUCUAGUUCUGCAAUUUUGUUUUCUGAAUUUCCCCACAUAUGCCUUAUCCCAAAUUCUCAGAAGUUCCUCACAUAUAAUUUCUCCCUUUCCUAUUUGUAUUCCUGGCUCCGCCCCUGAACUUAUAUGUAUAUGUGGUAAAUUCUACCCGAAGUCAUCACACAGCAGUUGGCACACCGUUUAGGGUGGUCGGGCCACUGCAAGUUGUUUGGAUGACAUUGACACUUCGGUUGAACAAUGAAUUCAAGUAUGUUGGCUGGAGAGCGGAGAUGGGCUUCUGGAAGAAGGGGUGGCAUGACCGUGUUGGGGAAAGUUGCUGUUCCAAAACCAAUAAACUUGCCAAGCCAACGGUAUUGCAUCCUGAUCACCCAACCCAUUUCUCAUCCUUUCUUGUUCUUUCUUAUUUCCUGUUUUCUAAUAGCGUCUUUGAUUUCAUUUUAAGAUUGGAGAAUCAUGGUUUGGAUCCUAAUGUUGAAAUUGUUCCCAAGGGUACUGUUAGCUGGGGAAGCCGUUCAUCUUCAGCUGGUUCAGGUCCAUGGAACUCUUCAUUAUUGUCACCAAAUGCUGAUGGUGGCACUGUUUCACCUAGUCAUCUCAUUGGCCGCCCUUCAUCAGGUGGAAGUGGUACACGACCAUCAUCCUCAGGCAGUGAUAGAACUCAUGAUCAUGUUCCAAAUGCAUGGUCUGCAAACUCUAGACCUUCAUCUGCUUCUGGGACGUUGUCAUCAAACCAGACAUCAUCAUCAUUGCGUCCUAGAAGUGCAGAAAACCAACCUAAUAGCUCACAGCUUUCAAGAUUCGCUGAGCCUGUGUCCAAAUCUUCUGUAGCAUGGGGUUCAAGUGGUACCGCAGAAAGAUUGGGGGUGAAGUCCAUGAAGGAGGAUAGUUUCUCUCUGACUUCUGGAGACUUUCCAACCCUUGGUUCUGAGAAAGAUAAUUCAGUAAAAAAUGUUGAAACAGAAGAUAGCCGCCCUAGCUCUGCUUCUGGUAGAACAGCUCAGGCCAACAAAGAUGGCAAUAUACCCCUUGCUGAUGUCAAACAUGGAACUGUCAAUACAUGGAGGGCAGAAACUACCCAACAUGCUGAGGAUGAUAUCCUUCCUAGCAUGGAGAAGUGGCAAGGGGAUCCCCAUCAAUAUUAUCCAAAUACUGCCCCUCAGCAAUUUGAGGGGUGGCAUGGUCCUCCUAUGAAUGACCCAUCUGGUGGUUGGUAUGGGGGACGUCCUCGAGGUCCUGCUUUUGGGGCUCAUGUCCCCCCUGGUGGCUUUCCGAUGGAACCAUUUCCUUAUUAUCGACCUCAAAUUCCGCAUCCACCUUUGGCAGGUUCCCAGCCAGCUCAGCAGCCGGGUCCUCGAGGACCCCACCCUAAAAAUGGGGAUUUAUACAGGCAACAGAUGCAUGAGGCCUACCCUCGACCAGGUAUGCAGUUUGGGCCUAAUUUCUACCCAGGACCCCCAGGUCCCAUGUGCUUUGAGGGUUACUAUGGGCCACCUAUGGGCUAUUGCAACAAUGAACGUGAUAUGCCUUAUAUGGGCAUGCCAACAGGACCCCAUAUUUAUAAUGGUUACCCAGCCCCUGCUCCCGAUAGAAGCAAUUCUCAAGGUCGAGCUACUGCGCAUGGCCCUAAUGGAAAAACAAUGCCAGAACAAGUGGAGGCCGGUCAUUCAGGGCAAACACGCGGACCAAAAAGAGUUCCUGUAAACAUCCAUAAUGAGUCUGAGGAGGAGGAAGGAGAUCAUUGGGAACAUGUGCCACCUAAUAUUUCGCAUCAUGGGAAUAUUCGGUUUCCCACAUCUUCUCAAAAGACUGAGUGGGGUGCGGAAGAGGUUCCAGAAGAAUCUGUAUCCACCAGGAGGAUGGCACCAAAUCAGAACCCUUCCAACAGUCGUGGAAAUAGAAUUCAUUCAGCAAACCACAUAAAAGUGAAGGCAUUUGAGGGAAUGUCCAAUACUAAAGGACUUGAGGAUAACUGGACAAAUGGAUCUGAAAUUCCACCUUCUUUUCCUUCUGUUGUGCCUCAGUUAGCUGUUUCUAGUGAGAGACAUACUGUACCAGAUACAACAAAAAAUGCAGCACUGCUACAUAAAAUUGAUGGCUUAAAUGCAAAAUUUCGUGUUUCUGAUGGAUGGAGUGAUUCCAUGAAUGCUGAUAUUAGAGAACAAGAAAAGACGGGGGCUCAAAUAGUUGAUUUGAAAGUUAAUAAUUGCACCAGGGAAGUUGGUAAUGCUGCAGCUGCUGUAGCUUCUCAUAGGAUUACUGUUUCCAGAAACUCUGCUGCCCCCGAUGAAGUGACUGUUCCUUGGAGAUCAUAUCAAGGUGGGCAUCCUAGAGUUGAUUAUCGUGGUAAAGGAAAGUUCAACAGCCAGGAAACUGAUGGAUGGCGGAGGAAGCCUCUCAGCAAUGAUUCCUCAAAGGCAGUUAUAGCUUCAAACAAUGAAUCUACCCCACAUAUUCAUUUUUGUGGCCCUAAUAUUGUUGGGGAGGCUUAUGAGAAUUCUACGAUGGAUCUGGUAGGAAAUGCUGAAGGCGAUUCGGCUGAAGUAUGCGAUUCUGCUGAUAUUCAGGCACAGCGUGCCAAGAUGAAAGAGUUAGCCAAGCAACGCUACCUGCAACUGCAGAAGGAAGAGGAAGAGCGAGUAAGGGAGCAGAAGGCCAAGGCUCUUGCUAAACUAGAAGAAUUGGACCGCCGAAAACUAUCAGGUGAAGCUUCAAACCAGAAGGCUGAAAGAACUCCGGUCAUUGGUGACUUCGGGGUGGAACAUCAAGAAGUGCAUACAGUUAUAGGCACUGUGAUUGCUGAACUCAAGACUAAUGAAUCUGGCUUUAACUUAGUUUUGAGUCCUGCUGUUACUUCUGCGGGGACAGAUAGCAACACAAAUCAGGCUGGAGAUUCGACUGAAGUGUCGAGGGACUUGCACAUGCGGAUACAACAAAAAGGUUUAGUGGAAUCUAAUGUGGCUCCUUUGUCUAGAAUUGAAGACUCUGAGGAUGGAAGUACUAAAAAAGUAGUAUCACAACCAGAUGAUAGAGGAAACUCCAGACACAAGCGAGCAGGCUACAAACAGAAGCAGAAUAAUGUGUCGCAGAAAGCUGUAUAUAGCCCUACAUUUGAGGUGCAAAAAGAUAAUACUCUUGCAGCUGUUGCUGAUAUGCAUGAGCCUCCAUCAAGUGACUCAAAUGUGCUGAGCACAUCCAAUACCGUGGUUGAGCCAUCAUCCCAGCAGAGAAAGAGAAUCAAUCGGAGUAAUAAAUCUAAACCCAAACCCGAAGAAACACAUAGUCUUUCUGCUUUACCACGAGUAACAUCUAACAUUACUCAUGCAGAUGAGUCACUUGACAACGGUGGAUCUAAUGAUUUGGUGUCAAAUUUGGGUGUGCCAAUCUCAGCAGUGCAUGAGCCUGAUACAGCAGUGCACACUCGGGAGCACUCUUCUGUACCCAGUGAGGAAUCCCAGAGCAAAGUAUCGAGUCAGUGGAAACCAAAUCGCAGAAUUCCCAAAAAUCAACAGGGCCAUAGAUUUACAGACAAGCAUAGUGAUACAGUUGUUUGGGCUCCUAAGGCUAAGGGUUCAGAAGAAGUGAGUCAAAAGACUCAAAACUCUCUGCAGGAAUCUACUGAUUCAGUAAAGAGUAAUAAUGUGGCACAGAAUAGUUCGAAAGGCAAGAGGGCUGAAAUGGAGAGAUAUGUUCCAAAGCCACAGCUGGCUCAGCAAGGAAAUUCUCUGUCUUUGUCAUCCUCAGUUAGUUCAUCUAGAUCAACUGAGGAUGCUUCUGGGGAACAAUUGGGGUCAGCUAUUUCUGCAAAUGUCAGGUCUAACUUGGAGAUGAAUGUGGGGGAUAGCAGCCAUAGCAAGAACAAAAAAGAUCACGGGAGUUUGAAAAAACGUGGUUUGAUAGAUUCAUCCGAGAUGAAGAGCGUGCCUACUGGUCCAACAGAUACUUCUCAAGUGAAGGCUGCCCGUUCUGCGCAAUCUGAGCUUGUGCAUUUUGGGAGAAGUGAAUCAAAUAGAGUGAAUUCUGAAAUCAAAAUCUCUGGUGCCAACUAUAUGUCUGCAGAUUCAACCUCAGCUGCCGUGAGCAAACAUCCUUCAGUGAAAGAUCAGGGUGCAACAGGCAGAGGAAAGAGACAUCCGAUAAGGGGUCCAAGAAGCAGUGGAAAUAAUCCUGAUUUUGAGAACACUUUACAUGGUGAAGUUGAUGGAAGUUUGUCUUCAGUACCGGAUGUGAACCAGAUGGAUAAAUCUAUUAUUUCAAAAGAGAAUCGUAGCUUUGGGGAGCGAACAUCCACUCAUUGGCAGCCCAAGUCCAGCCCAAGUUCUGCUAAUCAUCAAGGAAAUAGAAACGGUGGAAGUGAAUACAUUACUUUGGAAACUAAUAGGGUUCCGAGGAAGAGUGCUCCUCCGCAUAAGAUGCAAACAUCGCUCCAACAGAAUAGGGAGAGUAGCAACUCUAGCCAACCUCAGCUUCAGCCAGGCCAAUCUGUUAACGUCAGAAGUAAUGUGGCUGGUGAUUCAGUUGCUCAUCGCCUUCAAGACCUUGACAGAGAAAAGAAGCCUGCUACAGUAAAAGGAAGUGCUUACUCCCCAAACCAAGAUCUAGUUGGCACUGGUGAAUCAUCUCUUACUAACACAGAUGAUCUGCUUGAGCACAAUGUCACGUCAGGAUCUAGGAGAACUGGAAGGCAAAACAGUCGGCCUGUUAGAGGCCAUGAAUCCCUUGGAGAAUGGUCUUCAGAGCAUGAAAACAGGUCACAUAAUGCCCCAGCAUUCCGGGACAGGCAGAGGCAGAAUGUGCACUUGGAGUACCAGCCUGUUGGACCUUUCAAGGCUCACAAACCUGAAAAUGUGGAGGAGCUAGCGGAUGGAGGAGCUGAUACUGUGGACCAAAGGCACAUGGAAAGAAGCCAGAGUCACUCCAAACGUGGAGGAAACUACUACAGGAAAUAAAAGUGUCUCAUUUCACGUAACCUGGUCAGGAGAUGGGAUUUACAAGAUAAUCUUCCAAUUUGUUGCCUUUGCUUGAUUAGGUAUCUUCAUUUUCUCUUGUCGUGAUAAAUAGAACGGUAGUUUAUCUGUUAACAGGUGGCACGUGCACUGAGCAGCAGGAUUAGAGGCCAGGUUAGGGCACGCACCUUUGAGGGAUGCGGUAUGUUAGAUCGAGGAAAUGAGACACGAUAACCCAUUUAAAAAUUGUAACUGGUGCGCGAUACACUGCAAUGUGACGUAUUUUCACAUGCAGCAUUUUGUGCAUCUGGUAAUCUAAUGUGUGCCUGAGUGCAGGCCAAAAAAAAGGUUUAGAGAGUAGCAUUCCAUAUUUUUGCUGGAA
Salvia splendens (bonfire salvia) is the source of this 6038-nucleotide messenger RNA. Its product is annotated as protein MODIFIER OF SNC1 1. The record is from RefSeq and is a predicted model, not a curated record. The coding region runs from base 926 to 5659 and encodes 1577 amino acids. Gene Ontology annotation, biological process: epigenetic regulation of gene expression. Lineage: Eukaryota; Viridiplantae; Streptophyta; Magnoliopsida; Lamiales; Lamiaceae. The transcript is spliced from 10 exons.